Zingiber officinale is the source of this 1747-nucleotide messenger RNA. RefSeq names its product nuclear transport factor 2-like. Gene Ontology annotation, cellular component: ribonucleoprotein complex; cytosol. The transcript is spliced from 9 exons. The coding region runs from base 152 to 1294 and encodes 380 amino acids. NCBI's taxonomy places the organism in Eukaryota, Viridiplantae, Streptophyta, Magnoliopsida, Zingiberales, Zingiberaceae. The record is from RefSeq and is a predicted model, not a curated record. Gene Ontology annotation, molecular function: mRNA binding.
CGCGCUAGAAUUCGAGACUGGUGCUGCGAGUCGCGUCGCCUCUCCUACCCCUUCCUUUUCUGGUGAACCUUUCCGAGGGUUUUCCCCGCCGCCAUCCUUCCCGUUCGAUCUGGCUUAGAUCGCCGACGCAUCUCGCAGUUCCGUUCACCAGAUGGCGGUCCGGCCUUCCAGCGCUGCCGAAUCUCUUCGCUACGCGCAGAUAGUUGGGGAAACGUUUGUGGAUCAGUAUUACAAUUACGUCCGCAAUUCUCCGGAGUUAGUUCAUCGGUUUUACCAGGAAAGGAGCAGACUUGGUCGUCCCGAUGGCCAUGGCAACGUUACCUCCGUCACCACCAUCGAUGGAAUACGCGAGAAUAUACUGUCCAUGGACUUCAGCAUCGAGGAGAUAAAAGGGGUGAACUGCCAGGACUCGCUCGAUGGUGGAGUGAUGGUCUUCGUGACAGGGUUUCUCACCAGGGAAGAAGACAAUUCCAAGAGGGAGUUCAACCAGUCAUUUUUCCUUGCUCCACAUGAAACAGGCUUUUAUGUCCUGAAUGACAUGCUUAUGUAUGGGGCAGAAAGCCAUCCGGAUAGUUCAUUCAAUGAUUCUAGAUCAUCUCCUCAGCCUGAAAAUGCUUCCCAAGAUAAAGAUUCACAUCGUACGGAUGAAACGAGCGACGAAAUGAACAGAGACAGUGGUCCUCUGAACAACGGAGAGAGCUCAGCUUGGAAGGAAGAAGAACCAGGUAAUGUGAUUGAUGUAACUGCCGAUGGCUUUCCACCUCUGCUGGUUAAAUCGGAGACUAAAAGUGACCACGAGGAGAAUCUCAAAAAAUCUUACGCUUCAGUAGUCAAAGUCAUGAAGGAUACUGCUUCAGAAUCUGCUCCAGCAUGGUGUCCUGCUUCAGGUCAUCCAGCUUCUCGUGGCCCUAUUUCUGGAUCGAUUGGUUCUGAAAGAAAAAAAUUCCAGAAGGCACAAUAUGAUGCUUAUUCAUUAUAUUUGAAUUAUUUACCAUUUGAUGUAACACCUGCUCAAGUUGAAGAAGAGUUCAAGAGGUUUGGUCCGAUAAAGCCUGGUGGAAUACAAAUCAAACGCUAUAAGUUUCAAAAUUCUUGCUUUGGUUUCGUGGAGUUUAAGUUCUCGGAUGCUGUCCAGCGGGCAAUAGAGGCUUCUCCAAUUACUAUGGCUGACCAUAUAGUUUAUGUCCAUAGAAAGAAGAUUCUUCAUUCAGGAGUUAACAAUAAAGGCAAGUUCGCUAGCAGCAGAGGUGCACACCAGAACUACGAAAAGAGAGAGAAAGGCGAACGAUGGUAGCUGGUGUUUCAGUAGAGGGAACUGAUAACGGUCAUGAUCUCGAGGCAGAAGAACAUAAUUUAUGGAGCUUGUUUCAUGGAGUUGAUAAGUUAGACAACAGAAUACAUAAAGGAAGGAACUUCUGUCACUAGGGACUUGAGUGAUAGCAAUCAAUGCUUACUACCAGCCAACAAAAGGAAUACAGAGGGUCAAAAUGCACUUUUUAUUCCCAUCUUUCUAGAGAGUGCAUGGCUUCAUUUCGCUUUGGCAUGGAGGGUUUUUGCAUGUUUCUUUUUUCAUCGUCUAUUUCGAACUGGGCACAAGUUUUCAACUUGGCAUCUACCGUCAAGUAGGCAAACCUCUUAUUCUGCAGUUCUGGCGCCAUGGCCCGAGAGCCUGAGAACUAAACAAGGAAUAGCUUUGAUCACCAUACACAGGCAAAACACGCACACAUUUGCCCUUGCUUCCAUAGCC